Molecule: messenger RNA, 2328 nt
Organism: Truncatella angustata
Lineage: Eukaryota; Fungi; Ascomycota; Sordariomycetes; Amphisphaeriales; Sporocadaceae
Exons: 1
Coding region: 1-2328 (775 amino acids)
Source: RefSeq, a predicted model, not a curated record
AUGAAUUGGACCGAAGGCAAUCUAGCACGUCACUCUCGAGGUAAGGCGAACAAUCAAGUCCUCAAGCGUCAGAAACAACAUUUUGCGAAAGCUCGCACCAAACUCCUCGGUGGGAAUGUAACACGAGGCCCUGUGACCAUAUCAUUUCUCAACUCAGAGCACAAACAAUAUUUCCAGCACGUCCCAGCAGAGACCUUGUCGCCAGCAGGAAACUCCAUAAUGGCAAGACAAGCCCACUCACCACAGAAUGGCUCAGUCGCAAUGCCCCGAGGACUAGGGAGAGUCGAACGAAACCAGAAUCCCAAGCCUUUGUCAACGCAGCGUGAUGGUGGUCCUACGGGCACUCAAAAACGCUCGACGUUCGCCGAUAUCGUCGACGAAGAGAUUGCACAAGAAAGGAGACGCAAGCUACUCAGGAAGCCGGAUUGGGCUGGUCUGGAGAUGCAACAGCCCAUAGAGCUUGUGUUCCCGGGUCAGUCACAAGCUUCCAGUGGACGACUGUGGAGCGAUACAGGACCCCGUAGAUCCGGGGCCAUCCUCAGCCCGCGCUUGGGAGCAAACGAACCGCGAACUCGUGCGUUUCAUAGAUCUCAUCAAAAUCAUGCGGGGCCUCUGAGGCGAGCAGCCAAGGUACCGCCCAUACAGAUAACAAUCGGUAGCCAGAGCAUCACUGAUGCCACAAGUUCACAAAUCUUGCAGGAUCCUGAGAUGCCCAAGCUCAAAGCACAUAGGCUAUCAGUGCUACCACACACAGGCGAAUUGAGCUCUGGUUCGGAGCGUCGGAACGGAAAGUCGGGCUCUUCCAACUCGAGACUACAUGGGGAUUCUAUGCUACUGGCAAGCAACGAUCGUACUCAUGUUCAGACGAUGAACCCAAGAGCGGACGUGGCUGACAGCAGACACCGACAAUAUGGUCAAGAUAAGCCGGAACAUAGCGUUCACGCUUCUUCCGAUAUAUAUGAGCCCAUACCACGACGUACCAGAAUCUCAACGAUCCUGCAACGCUCUCCGUCGGCAAAGUCAACAGAUUCCGAGAGCAUAAAUGUUGAAGUUGGUAGGCCAAAGCGCGGACUUCCUUCCGAAAUCGCUGACAACGAGCGCUGGAUGAACAGAUUAUUGCCGGAGGACAAUCUCGUCAUACCGCUAACUCGUGGGUCCUCUUUACUAGAAAGCUCAAUACCAAGGCCGAGCAUAAGUCCUGGCAUCAGCGAAAGGCAUUCCCAGGUCGAUCUUGGUACCAUUGAGAAGCCCGAAGCUUCGUCGCUUGGCUCUUCAUGUUCAGCAACUGGGAAACAUGCUAUAGCACUGGAGAUGGCCCGUUCUAAUCACAAUGUGGCUCGUUCAAUGUCUCGAAAUGUUUCGGGAAGCUAUUCCAUGCAACAAGCUCGAAUGUUAGACAUAACAUCCGGUCAAGAUGUGGAUCUCAUUAGACAGCAGUAUACAGACCUGGGCGAUAAUUUCCCUCGCCAUUUGAAACAUGCGAAGACUCUUGAUGACACUCCGUCAUGGUUUCGAAACCCACAGGCCGAGCAUGACAAACCCCGUCAUCUAGACAAGAGACAAUCGUCAGUGUCCGCAGGGGAUGACAAUACUCAGUGGAUGGAAUUCAUUUUUGGAGAUCACAAUGAUGACUUCGAUAGCCGGGCUUACCAGGAAGCCGCUCAUGAUGCUGCCAAGGACAUAAAGCCGUCACAAUCAUCAGGAAGCUCAGAUGAGCUCCCGAUGACCGAUAUCGGCUUUCAGUGUGCAGCAAUGGCGCACAACCCGGUUUAUCCGACAAUCAUGACGGACGGUGAUCAGCGGACCACAAGCGACUAUGCAAAUGCUAGCCUUAUAGCAACGAAGGGCUCUGAAUCAUCCCCGAUUUUGCAAUCUGGGGGUCGCCAGCCCUUUUUUGAGAAGCCAGACAGAGACAAGUCCACAUGCUUCGGCUUUCAAACGUCUCCGAACUCAGCCUCCAGAGUCUACAGUCAGUCCAUGGAAGCUCAGAAUAUGUCAGUACCAGGCGUUGCAUCCGACAUGGCGACUGCAGGAGAUUCUAUAGCAACCAGCAGUCCUAAAUAUUCAUUCCGCUUUUCAGCGCCGCAGAUGUUCAUGGGGAAGCUGGCGAUAUUGGGAGCAACUCCCAGUGAAAUGGCGCCUCCGCCCUUGCCCUCCAAAGCACGCAAACGAAAAGCUAAAGGACUCCGAACGAAGAAAAUUUACGAGAGGAGACCCGACAUUCGAGCACUUCCUGACUUCAUUGACGACCCCAUCGAAGAGUUUGAGGAACCCAAGAAUCCUGGACCUGUGUAUUCAAGAAAAGUUCCGGGAAUAAGAGGUAGUUAA